Messenger RNA from Rubroshorea leprosula, 2014 nucleotides. The record is from the annotation of a GenBank genome assembly. NCBI's taxonomy places the organism in Eukaryota, Viridiplantae, Streptophyta, Magnoliopsida, Malvales, Dipterocarpaceae.
ACACUUUCUAACCGUACCUAAUGCGUCUUCUCCUUCCUUGCUCUCUCUAAAAAUUGGUUUACAAUUAAAACCAGACAACCCAGCGACAUUGCUUUCUCUAUACUUCAAAUGGCUCUGAAGUAAUCUCUCCUGCAGAGAAUCAACACAGAAACCACAUUUACGAACCUUGACCGCCAUUGAAGCACCUUCUCCAUCACUUCUUUUUUUUUUUCUCUGUCUAUGCUCCUCAUUCUAUGCACACAAACAGGGAAAAGACCAGGUACAGAUCCUCUCCUUUGCUUCCUUGACCCAGAAGUCAGAAUUCCCAUUUAGAGAAAAACCCACUUGGGGUUUUGUUCUUUUUCUUGGAGGAGAGAGGUUUGUGUCAUUUCAUUUGGGAAUGGUGGAGUGAAGAAUUGAUUGAAUUUAACCAAGUGGGUAGUCGUUAUUUUCCUGAAUUCGAAGUGGGUACUUUGAAAGUGUUGAAAUUGGUGUACUCCAUGGAGAGAAUUGAUGGAACAGGUGCUAGAUCUGUUCAGAAGACACCAGAAGAGGAGGCGACGGCGCUUGAAUCCAUCCAAUUUACGGAUGAAAUCCACAGAUUGAUCUCUGCGCCGUCUGAUAACGCGAGUUCCUUCACUGCCUUACUCGAGAUGCCCCCCACACAAGCCGUGGAGCUCCUUCACUCCCCGGAAUCUGCCAAUCUUAUCUCUAACGACACCUUUAAACCUCCGCAUAUGGAGGAUUUCAAGGGAAGGCUUCAUUUUCCAACCAAUAUUGCUUUGGUUGAGAGAGCUGCAAGAUUCUCAGUUUUUGCCGGGGAAGGUAGCAACAAUACCAACAUUGAGAAGAAUUCAGUAGAGACGGCGUUGAAUGAUUCCAGCGCGAAUCUCAAGAAGGCGGUAAAGAGUGAGCCGGCAGAGACGGAAUCGUCGCAGCCGCUGGUUUCUGAUCCGACUGUGGAGACGAAGUCUGCCAAGAGGAAGGAGCGAGAAAAGAAGGCUAAAGGGUCAGCUAAGAAGAGCAAGACGGCGGCAAAUGAAAGCUCCGACGACGCCGAGAAGCUCCCUUAUGUUCAUGUCCGAGCUCGCCGUGGUCAAGCAACCGAUAGCCAUAGCUUGGCAGAAAGAGCAAGGAGAGAGAAAAUCAAUGCUCGGAUGAAACUGCUGCAGGAGCUGGUCCCUGGAUGCAGUAAGAUUUCUGGCACGGCGUUGGUCCUUGAUGAAAUCAUCAACCACGUGCAGUCUCUGCAACGUCAAGUAGAGUUCUUAUCAAUGAGACUUGCAGCUGUCAACCCAAGAAUUGAUUUUAGUUUCGAUAGUAUAUUAACAGCUGAAGGUGCAUCUCUAAUGGAUAGUAACUUCCCCAGCAUUGUUACACCUCUAAUGUGGCCUGAAGCUCAAGUAAGUGGAAAUAGACAACCGUAUCAACAACAAUGGCACUUUGAUACACUGCAGCAGCAAGUUUGGGGAAGAGAAGAAGUCUGCCAUAACUACAUUACUCCUGAGAACUCUCUUUUAAGUUAUGAUUCUUCAGCAAAUUCAGCAACUUUGCACCCAAACCAAUUGAAAAUGGAGCUGUGAAGGCAGAUUAUAGUCCCACUGGUAGAUAAUCUCAGAAAGUGUUGUACUGGUAGCUGGUAUCUGUAUAUAUCAGACAUAAUAUCCUUAGAAGUUAGCAUGAAGUAGAGGACAGCUCUCAACAUUGAUCUUGGGUUUCCAUGUCUUCAAUUUCCUCAGAGUCAGCCGGAAACCAUGAUUCCAGUCGACUGGAGGAGUAAAAUCUCAGCUAUUCUUAGAUAUAUAUAUCUUACAUACUAACUCAAGAGUCAUUCAAUAUAUUUCAUCAUAUUCAAGAUUGAUGGAUUAAUACUAUAAAAUGAUUGAACUGUAGCAUAAACUAUUAUGGAAGUUGGCGUCUUUUGUUCACUUUGUGACACUUAAAACUAUCUUCAUCUUUUAUUGAAGAGGCUAAGUUGCCUUUGGGUUGUUGUUUUCUGCACAAGUAUGCAGUAAAAUAAAUGUUAAUUUAUUAU